UUUUUUUUGUAGAACCAAAAUGGCCGCCUCGUUGUUUUGAUGAAUAAUACUUUGUGUUUUGUUUCAUUCUUCUCCUUGAGCGUCGGGCAGUACGGGCUAGUUGUUUUUAAAUUAUACCUUAUUAGUUCAGCGUACUUGCACGGGCAAAAACUAUAGUAAUUUAUAUUAUACGUGGCUUAGGACUAUGCACUUCAUUUGAUUUUUUUUUGUUUUUAAAAGAGAGUUAGAGAGCGAUAUUAAAAAUUAAAAGGAAACCAAUGGAAGAGCUCAGUGCCGACGAGAUACGCAGACGGCGCCUUGCUCGGCUUGCUGGUGGCCAGACAUCUCAACCCAGCACACCUCUUAGCACUCCUUUGACGUCACCACAACGGGAAAAUCCACCUGGGCCGCCAUUGGCACCUGCAGUGACUCCACUGGCCCCCACACCAGGUCCUUCUCAUAAUUUUGGCCUAAAUGUUCAGAGCAUGACACCUGUUACCUCUCCUAUUGGAGCCUCAGGUGUUGCCUAUAGAAGCCAGAGUAGUGAGGGGGUAAGUUCCCUCAGCAGUUCUCCUUCUAACAGUUUGGAGACACAGUCCCAGACCCUGUCCAGAUCACAGAGCAUGGAUAUUGACAGUAUGACUUGUGAAAAAAGUAUGUCUCAGGUGGAUGUUGACUCAGGAAUUGAAAACAUGGAAGUUGAAGAUAGUGAUCGAAGGGAAAAGAGUCUUUCUGACAAGGAUUCUUCACCGUCAGAGGUUUCAGAGGAACAAGCUUUACACCUUAUAUGCAAGAUAUUUAGAGUUUCCUGGAAAGAGAGGGAUCGAGAUGUUAUUUUCCUGCCAUCACUUGCUGCUGAGUUUAGACAUAAUCCAAAAGAAGUUUACUGUGACUUUAAAGAUCUUAUAGGGCAGAUCCUAAUGGAGGUCCUCAUGAUGUCCACACAGUCAAGAGACAAUAACCCUUUCGCCAGUCUGACUGCAACGUCUCAGCCAAUUGCAGCACUUGCCAAAUCUCCAGAUAGACACUUGGUUCUUAAUCCUUUAUCAAGCCAAGGGUCAAGUCCAGUGUUUUCAAAUCCAGGCUUAAUUGGGGCUAGUUCUUUAUCAAGUCUGUAUGGGACUAGUCCAGUUCUGCCAUCUGUUAGUUCUUCAGUGGUGACAUCUCUUCCAUUACCACCACCGGCAUCACCACCAUUUCAGCUUUCCCACUCAUCUGCCUCUAGACCUACUUUGCUAUCCAGUCCAACUUCUUCUCGUUCCUUUCCUUGGGGUUCUUCAUCACCAAUGCCAAUUUCACCAAGAUAUCGACCCUACUCAGUCAGCUAUCCAUGGAGUACCACUUCCAGCCCAAGAUCAUCUUCUGCAACUAGUUCUGCUGCUGUGGCCUCCUCACCUGGACUGCACAUCUCACAGAAUUCCCAAGGCAUGGUAUCAAGUCCACAGACCUUUCCAGCAGUCUCUCACAGUCCACAGCAAGCUGGUGGUGUGCCCCCCUUGCUUAUUCCAGAGUCACCUAGUACAGCUGUUCAACAGUUACCUGUCUCAAACAGGAUACCUACUAGUAUUUACGACAGCUCCCUCUCCUUUCUCCUCUUUGCCCUGUCUGAUGUUUCUGAAGACAGCAGUGAUGAGGAGACAGAGGAAGAAGACUUUUCUAGGAUCCAGUUUGGGUCCAGCCUCAGUGUGACAGGAGGGAUUGCAGCAUCAGAGUCCAGCAGUGACCGUUUCACCAUUGAACCUUGUAAAGAGACUGAGAUGUUAAACUACCUCAUAGAGCGCUUUGAGAGUGUUGGAAUAGAGGAGAGGAAAGCGCCAAAGAUGUGCAGCCAGCCCUUUGUCAGCCAACUAAUGAGUAACAUUCGUUCCCAAUGUAUUUCUCAUGCUGCUUUGGUGUUACAGGGUGCACUUACACAGCCAAGAUCUCAACUACAGCAGUCUCUGCUGGUCCCAUACAUGCUAUGCCGGAAUCUGCCAUAUGGAUUUAUUCAAGAACUGAUACGAAUGACUCACCAAGAUGAGGAUUCUUUCAGACAGAUAUUUGUACCAAUACUUCAGGGUUUGGAACUGGCAGUCACAGAAUGUUCUUUUGACAGUGAUAAUUUCAAAUAUCCUUUAAUGGCAUUAGCAGAACUAUGUGAAAUCAAAUUUGGGAAGACACAUCCAGUUUGCAGUUUGAUUACAUCAUUGCCUCUCUGGUGUCCUGACUCUUUAAGCUCUGCUAGUGGACGAGAGUUGCAAAGACUAUCAUAUCUUGGAGCCUUUUUCAGCUUGUCUGUAUUUGCUGAAGAUGAUCCUAAAGUCGCAGACAAAUACUUCUCUGGCCCUGCCAUUACGUUGGAGAACACCAGAGUGGUUAGCCAGUCUCUGCAGCAUUAUCUGGAAUCUGCAAGGGGUGAUCUUUUUAAAAUCUUGCAUAAUAUUUUGCUCAAUGGUGACACCAGAGAGGCAGCGCUGAAUUACAUGGCUGCUAUAGUGAAUCGAAAUAUGAAAAAAGCCCAAAUGCAGACAGAUGAUAGACUUGUGUCAACAGAUGGGUUUAUGUUAAAUUUCUUGUGGGUCCUUCAGCAGUUGAGCAUGAAGAUUAAGCUGGAAACUGUCGACCCCUUUUACGUUUUCCAUCCCAGAUGCAGAUUAAGUGUGCCUCCUGAUGAAACACGUCUCAGAGCCACCAUGGAGGAACUAAAAAGUUGGUUGGCUGAGCUCCAUGAAGAUCCGUUAAAGUUCACCGAGCCAAAAUUCCCCACAGAGUGCUUUUUUCUAACAUUGCACACUCAUCAUUUGUCAAUACUCCCUGGCUGUCGUCGCUACAUUAGACGGUUAAGGGCCAUUAGGGACUUGAACAGGACUGUAGAAGACCUGAAAAACAGUGAGAACCAAUGGAAAGAUUCUCCCCUUGCGACAAGACACCGAGAAAUGUUAAAAAGGUGUAAAACUCAACUUAAGAAAUUAGUACGGUGCAAGGCCUGUGCAGAUGCUGGUUUGCUGGAUGAGAACCUUUUAAGAAGAUGUUUACAGUUUUAUGGCAUGGUUAUUCAGCUGAUACUACGUAUUAUUGAUUCUGCCUAUCCAAAUAUAACACUACCUUUACACCCUGAUAUUCCUAAAGUGUUUGCUGCUUUGCCUGAGUUUUACAUUGAAGAUGUUGCUGAAUUUCUUCUGUUUGUUGUACAGUAUUCCUCCCAGGUUCUAUAUGAGCCAUGCACUCAGGACAUUGUAACAUUCCUUAUUGUAUUUAUCUGCAGUCAAAAUUACAUUAGAAACCCCUAUCUUAUUGCCAAACUUGUUGAAGUUCUUUUUGUGACAAAUCCUGCUGUCCAGGCUCGAACACAACGUUUUUCGGAAAUGAUAGAAAAUCAUCCAUUGUCUGUCAAACAUCUUGUUCCUGCACUCAUGAAGUUUUAUACAGAUGUGGAACACACAGGAGCGACUAGUGAGUUCUAUGACAAAUUUACCAUCCGAUAUCAUAUCAGUACCAUUUUUAAAAGUCUGUGGCAAAACAUCGCUCACCAUGGUACUUUCAUGGAGGAGUUCAACUCUGGAAAGCAGUUUGUCCGCUAUAUCAAUAUGUUAAUAAAUGAUACCACCUUCUUACUGGAUGAAAGCUUGGAGUCUCUUAAAAGAAUCCACGAGAUCCAAGAGGAGAUGAAGAAUAAAGAACACUGGGACUUAUUACCAAGGGAGCAGCAGCAAAGUCGACAAUCUCAGCUGACUCAAGAUGAGCGUGUAUCACGUUCCUACCUUGCUCUAGCAACAGAAACAGUAGACAUGUUUCACAUCCUUACCAAGCAAGUUCAGAAACCUUUUCUUAGGCCUGAGCUUGGGCCACGUUUAGCGGCGAUGUUGAACUUCAAUUUGCAGCAACUAUGUGGUCCUAAAUGUCGAGACCUGAAAGUGGAAAACCCAGAAAAGUAUGGUUUUGAGCCAAAAAAGCUGCUGGAUCAGCUCACUGAUAUUUACCUACAGCUAGACUGUGCACGGUUUGCCAGGGCAAUUGCAGAUGAUCAGAGGUCAUAUAGCAGAGAGCUCUUUGAGGAAGUCAUCUCUAAAAUGAAGAAGGCUGGGAUAAAGUCAACAAUAGCAAUUGAAAAAUUCAAACUUCUGUCUGAAAAGGUUGAAGAGAUUGUAGCCAAGAAUUCUCAGUCAGAGAUUGAUUACAGUGAUGCCCCUGAUGAGUUUAAAGAUCCCUUAAUGGACACCUUGAUGACUGACCCAGUGAGGCUACCCUCUGGAAAUAUCAUGGAUCGCUCAGUCAUAUUAAGACAUUUGCUGAACUCCUCCACAGAUCCAUUUAACCGCCAGCCCCUUACUGAGAACAUGCUGGAGCCAAUUCCUGAGCUUAAAGAAAGAAUACAUGCAUGGAUGAGAGAAAAGCGACAGUGAGCUUCAAACUGUUGUCAGAUUAAGAACUGCUUGCCAUUGGAAGCCCAAGAAUAUCAGAUGAGGAUUUGUGAUACGAUAGGCUCAUGCCAUCCUAUAUUGUUUUUAGAUUUUUGCAGGGUUGUGUGGGGGGAGGGGGGAGGUUUUGGGGGUUUGGUUGGACUGAGGCCAUCAAGGUUUUUAGUACUUCAAGCGAUCAAGAAUAAAGUACGGACUUUGGAAAAUUGUUGUUUAUGAUUUUGUAUAUAUAUAAAUAUAUACACAGAUAUAUUUAAAAGUUUAAUAACAUGCAAAAGUUUGGGGUGUUAAUUUGGGACUGAAUGUUGUUAACUUUGUUCUGAGGUUUCCUUUUUCGUAGUCUCGUAGAGAUCUAAAUGCUGUAUAUACAGCAACGCAUUCAACUUCUUGAUAUAUUGCUGUAUUUUAAGAAAAGGUUAAUGGGCAGGAUCUCUGUCCCACCGGGUGCUGCCUCCACCCUGAAUAAAUGCUAGCCAGAAACCUUGUUCUCCAACUACACUACUGUAGUGUUACUUAAACCAAAGUGAACAAGACCACUAUAGUUGUCCUAGCUGAAGAAGAAAUUGGGCUGAAUGUAUGCAGUAUGCUGGUAUUGUAAACGAUUGGUCAGUGCCACAGCAUUUCUGUGUUUGGGAUAUUGCCACGUACUGAGGAUUUCCUUAAUUUCAGCAGCAUAAUCUCUGCAGUUUUUACUUUCAACUUCUUGAAGAUGUCUUGAGCUGGCUUUCUUUUUUCUUUUGUUUUAAUCUGUUUGCUUAAUGGUGAAGACAAAAGUACAGUAAUAAUUUUUAAAGUGAUGGUUGUUUGGUAGCUUCCCCUGGAGCUACCUUUGUCAUCUGUGAUCUGGCUGAAGUUUGGGUGUUAAAUCUUUCAGAAGCCAAUAUUUGUAUGGCCGCUUUUAAAGGUACACUCUCAGACGUGUUUUCACUGCUGCUGCUUCCUUUGCAUUGUGAGAAAUGCUUUGUCUCCAUGCAGCAGGACAGUCAUGGUUGUUUAGCUGUGAAAGUCCUACAAAUCAAGACACUGAAACUAUUAAUUAUCCCUUUUUGUUAGUUUUAUUUUUCUAUUUUAUUAAGGCUUUGAUCUUAAGCCUUGAAUGUUCUUGUUUACUAUAAGGAAGCUACAAACAAAAAAUGUAAUCUUAGUAUUUUAAGAGUACAAAUGUACUGUAUAAAGCUUGUCCUUCAGCACAGACUUUGUUCUGUGACACCAGAUUUUAAAUUCCAAUAAACAGUGAUGCUCAUUCAUAUACCAGAAA
Molecule: messenger RNA, 5634 nt
Organism: Polypterus senegalus (gray bichir)
Lineage: Eukaryota; Metazoa; Chordata; Cladistia; Polypteriformes; Polypteridae
Gene: ube4b
Product: ubiquitination factor E4B, UFD2 homolog (S. cerevisiae)
Exons: 29
Coding region: 258-4361 (1367 amino acids)
Biological process (GO): protein polyubiquitination
Cellular component (GO): cytoplasm; nucleus; ubiquitin ligase complex
Molecular function (GO): ubiquitin-ubiquitin ligase activity
Source: RefSeq, a predicted model, not a curated record